AUGAGCACUAAUGCAGCAAGCCAUGUUUUGGAUUUAGCAAAGCGAUACCGUAAUUGCGAUGGUGAUUACAUUGUUGGUAUAGAUCUUAGUGGGAAUCCAGAGGUUGACGCAACUCAUUUACUGCCGGUUCUGCGUCAAGCGAAAUACGACCGAUUCAAGCUCAGCCUUCACGUUUCAGAAGUUGCUGAGAACGGCAUACAAACUUUAAAACUUCUCGAGCUUCAGCCUGAAAGAAUCGGACAUGCUACGUGUCUGCUCAAACAUUCUGAUGUGGAGCCUUUCAAACUUAUGACAUCAGUAAUCGACAGUUCCAUACCGAUAGAGAUCUGUCUUUCCUCGAACGUCGUGUGCCGAACAGUUGAAUCGUAUGAGGCACACCACAUGGAAUUCUGGCGAAAAAAGAAUCACCCAAUCGUCUUAUGUACAGAUGACAAAGGAAUAUUUCUGACAUGUCUGAGCAGGGAGUUUACGAUUGCGCAGAAUACGUUUCAGCUUUCAAACAAACAGCUGUGUGAGUUGUCGUUCAACGCUUUACAAUACAGUUUCGCUUCGGAAUACUUGAAGAAUGAUCUAAAUUCAAAAUGGAAAAAUUUUUGGAGCAAGAACCCUGACUGA
Messenger RNA from Soboliphyme baturini, 615 nucleotides. Lineage: Eukaryota; Metazoa; Nematoda; Enoplea; Dioctophymatida; Soboliphymatidae. The record is from the annotation of a GenBank genome assembly.